AAAAAAAAACAAAGUUACUGCUUGUAGCGAAAAAAUAUUUUGAAUUUACAGCUCAAACUUUGAUUUUAAAAUGGAUCCAAAAGAUGUAUGUGUUGAAAUAGAAAACGACGAGUUUUACAGUAAGUUCCUAGUGGAUUCUGUUAAGCCGAUAAUCGGUGAAAAUAUUUCAGUAAGCGAUCAAGUUAGUAAACUAGCUCUAGGCAUCGAAAAACUAACAAAAAGCUUGGAGAAGCAAGUUUUAGAUAAACACAAUGAUCUCUUGACACAAGCUAGCCACAUAUCAGAUCUAGAAGCAAUGCUAGAAUCUGUUAGAAGUCAAGUAAAAAAUUUGUUACGAGGUGCCGAAAAACUGAAAGAUCGUGUUCAUGGGCCUUACGCCACGCUUGUAAAGCAAACUAUGAUGCUGGAGAGAGUACAAAUUGUAUGCAAUUUACUUCGCCAUGCAUCCAAAAUAUUAAUAUUAUGGAAUAAACUAUGUUCUGUCAAGGAUAACCCACCCAAAGAGGCAAUUAUACUGUUCGAGCUAGACGAGUUAAUUAGCGAUUACAAUUUUGAAGGUAUAACACUGUUAGAUGAAGUAUUAAAGCAAGUAGAUCAUAGGAAGAAAGAUUUGCUAAACAAUGCAACAGAAUUACUACAAUCAAGCUUGUUAACUGGUGAUAAGACAAAGUUAUUACAAUGUUUUAAAGUAUUCCACAAUUUACAAUGCACUGAACAACAGAUUAAAAACACAGUCGAUAGUAUGCUCAGUGACUUAAAGAAGGAGAUAAACAAGGCUCUUAAUAUUCAAAUGGUCUCUAUUGAAGUAAAAAAGUCAAGUUCUGGACGCAUGGCACCCGGCAAAGCAAAUAUUAUGAAUGCACAUGACUUCAAAAUAAAACUAUGGGAUAAUAUAGAGAAACUAUUUAACAUUGACAUUUAUAACAGCUGCACCAAGGUCAUUAUGCUGCAAAAUGUUGUUAAUGAACUCCAUGCUAUUGGAAACUUCCGGAAUAUAUUGAAAAACUUCUGGAAAGAAUUGUCAACAAUAUUCAGCACCGAGCUAGAGAAGAGUCCGUCUAAUGUCAACCAAUCGGUGGAUAUUGAUUUUCCUAAAAUCCUAAAAUGUUUCAAUGAUCUUAUUAUUCGUCUAAAAUGCAAGGAUUUAGAAAUGAAUCGAUCUAGUCUUGGCCGAUGGGAGAAUGCUUUUCUAUCAAAAUCUUUAGGCAAAUUACUAGAUCCUGUGAGAACUAUGUGGCAUUUAAACCAAGUACCAAGUAUGGACCAGAUUGAUAAUGCUAUAAGGGUUAUUGCGGAGGCUCUAAGUGUAUCACUCAGUGACAAACAGCUGAGUAUUAGCUUAGCAAAUAGUGUUGCUAAGAGCAUCAAGCAGAUGAACAUGGAAGCUGAACAAAGAAUGUCUAUGGACAGUGAUGUUGCUCAGAUCAUAGAGCCACCAACAAGCUCGCAGCAGAAGAAUGCUGACUUAUGCAACUCAUUAUAUUAUUUCUCAUCUCAAAUUAAACGAGUUCUUGUUAAUAUGAACUCGAUGUUGCCACAGGAGAGUGUACAAAUAGUCCAGAAUAGCCUUAAAGAUAUAUCAAGCACACCAAUACUGCAAUUAUUUGCUGAAUCCAUUAAAAACUCUCUAUUUCUGAUAUUAAUGACAAUGCAUGAUGAGCCAGAUCUUACAAGAGCUGAUGAUCCAUAUAAAAAAACAUUAUCCUGUUCUCCAUACAUGAAGGAACUUCAACAAUUUGUAUCAAGAUGCAGAGAUAUCUAUCUGUCAAUGUUCCAAGAGAAAUCUGCUCUUAAUGAAUGUUGUAUAAACAUAUCGAAAGCAUGCGUUGAAAGGUUCAUUCAACAUGUAUGUAAUACCAGACCAUUGACGAAAUUCGGUCGAGUGAAACUACAAAUUGACUGCAAACAAUUAGAGACUGCAUUAUCACCAUUGGUGAACGAUAUAACUGAACUUGGUAAUCAUUAUAGACAAUUAAAAGCGUUACAAUUGCUUCUAGAAAAAUCACCGCAAGACAUCGCUAAGAGUCAGUGUGAAGGUGCAUUAUUACCUUAUUCUAUUGUUAUGAUGUUUUUAUUUUCUUUCGCGGGACCACAGCUAGUUGCUCCUCAUACUUGUGCGGGAUGGAAUAUUCAGAAGUUAAUGCAAUGGUUGGAUUCCCAUAGGAAUGAGAGGGAUAGAUUGGAGUUUGUUGCCGGUGCGUUGCAGAGAUAUCAGAACCAUGUCCGACAAAACCAAAUAGCUACAUAUGAUGAGGUAUACCCAGUGCUGUUACAACUUUUAGAAGACGGUAGAAAUAGUUUGAAGAAGUAAAAACUGCAUUAAACCAGAGAAGUGUUAAAAAUGUGUAGUGAAUUCUAUUGGUUUUUUUUCGUGGACUAAGUAAAGUGAUAUAUACUAA
Papilio polytes (common Mormon) is the source of this 2399-nucleotide messenger RNA. RefSeq names its product conserved oligomeric Golgi complex subunit 5 (gene fws). Gene Ontology annotation, cellular component: COG complex. Gene Ontology annotation, biological process: intra-Golgi vesicle-mediated transport. NCBI's taxonomy places the organism in Eukaryota, Metazoa, Arthropoda, Insecta, Lepidoptera, Papilionidae. The coding region runs from base 71 to 2311 and encodes 746 amino acids. The record is from RefSeq and is a predicted model, not a curated record. The transcript has a single exon.